Messenger RNA from Lolium rigidum, 1047 nucleotides. Its product is annotated as probable galacturonosyltransferase-like 4. Lineage: Eukaryota; Viridiplantae; Streptophyta; Magnoliopsida; Poales; Poaceae. The coding region runs from base 1 to 1047 and encodes 348 amino acids. Gene Ontology annotation, cellular component: Golgi apparatus. Gene Ontology annotation, molecular function: glycosyltransferase activity. The transcript has a single exon. The record is from RefSeq and is a predicted model, not a curated record.
AUGAUGCCUCCAGCCGGCUACGUCGCCGUCAUCGCGCUCCUCGUCCUGCUCGGAGACGCGGCGACUGCGGUGGCUGGCAUCCGCGUGGACGCGGCCGCCAUGAUGAUCCGGCAGCCGUCGGACUCAGUCCCUACGUUCCGCGAGGCGCCCGCCUUCCGCAACGGCGCCGAAUGCGCCGGCGGGGACAAGGUGAACGUCGCCAUGACGCUGGACGCCAACUACCUGCGCGGCACCAUGGCCGGCGUGCUCUCCAUCCUGCAGCACACGGCGUGCCCGGAGAACGUCGUGUUCCACUUCCUCGCCGCCCGGAUGGACGGCGAACUCAUCGCCAUGCUGCGCGCCACCUUCCCUUACCUCGAGCUCCGCGUGUACCGCUUUGACCCCUCGCGCGUCCGCGGCCGCAUCUCCCGCUCCAUCCGCCACGCGCUCGACCAGCCGCUCAACUACGCGCGCAUCUACCUCGCCGACACGCUGCCCCCCGACGUGCGCCGGGUCAUCUACCUCGACUCCGACGUGAUCGUCGUCGAUGACAUCCGCACGCUCUUCUCCGUCGAACUCGCCGACCACGUCGUGGGCGCGCCCGAGUACUGCCACGCCAACUUCACCACCUACUUCACGGACGCUUUCUGGAAUGACCCGGAGCUCAGCGGGACAUUCAUAGGCCGGCGCCCGUGCUACUUCAACACCGGCGUCAUGGUGAUGGACGUGGACCGGUGGCGCACCGGCGGGUACACGAGGAGGGUGGAAGGGUGGAUGGCCGUGCAGAAGCAGAAGAGGAUCUACCACCUCGGCUCGCUGCCGCCGUUCCUGCUGGUGCUCGCCGGGGACAUCCAGGCCGUGGACCACCGGUGGAACCAGCACGGGCUCGGCGGCGACAACGUCAAGGGCCGGUGCCGGGGCCUGCACCCGGGGCCCAUCAGCCUGCUGCACUGGAGCGGCAAGGGAAAGCCGUGGCACCGGCUCGACGCCCGGCGGCCGUGCUCCGUCGACUACCUCUGGGCGCCCUACGACCUCUACCGGCCAACUUCGCCGGUGCUCGAGGAGUGA